Aspergillus melleus is the source of this 903-nucleotide messenger RNA. RefSeq lists its product as uncharacterized. The coding region runs from base 1 to 897 and encodes 298 amino acids. The transcript has a single exon. Lineage: Eukaryota; Fungi; Ascomycota; Eurotiomycetes; Eurotiales; Aspergillaceae. The record is from RefSeq and is a predicted model, not a curated record.
AUGGAAGUGAUCCGAGGUCCUUAUGCCAUUACAAACGGCCUCCCCGAGGGACAUAUCAGUAUCGAAUUCACAACUCUUGGGGAGCUCAGCAGACUGGCAACAGUUGUGCUCGACAGACUUAAGGAUGACGUAGAGGGGAAUCAGUAUCUAUUGGUACGCCAGGUCCCGAUGCAAGUGAUUACCAGGCUUGCCGAAGACGCGAACACCUUGGACGCAAUUCCAUUUCGAUUGGAAUGGGACGGAGAUACGAUCCUGAUCAAAGUUCUGCCUGGCUUUUUGCACGAGUCACCCACCUAUCGAUUGUCGUCACACGUCGACAGAGAAGCCACACUCAUGGGUGUAUCGCGUUCAGACGGAAGCUGGGGAGGCGCCAGCAACUAUACCUCCCCGACUGGCACGAAAGGGAAGCAAGGUGAUCAAAUCUUUUGGCCUAGGAGUCGAGCACCCGUUAGUGGCACUCCACCGGGCUGGCCGACCCUCGUGUUAGAGACAGGGGUAACAGAAUCCCGGAAUCGGCUGGAAGAGGACGCAAAGUGGUGGUUUCAUAACUCGAAUGGCGCCGUGCGCAUUGUUGUUACGAUCAAAUUACUGAGUACCAGCGUGGAGGUCCGGAAGUGGCAACUUCUCCCGCCGAAUGCCCCCAAUCCGGCCCCUCGACCCUAUGUUCUCAACCUCAGACAGCAGCCGGCCCUCAUGCCCCCAUUCGCCCAGCAACUGCCGGUAAACCAGCAGAUAUUCUGCCUUCAGGAGGUCACCGUCACCCGUAAUGCAGUGCAAGGAGCACCUCUUAUCAUUCCUUUCCAUGCUCUAUUCGAUAGGGCCCCCAUGCCAAACGAAAGCGACAUUAGGAUCACUACAGCCGAUCUCCGGUACAUCCUAGAGGCUGUUGCGCUUUGAACUACC